Molecule: messenger RNA, 1509 nt
Organism: Anopheles coustani
Lineage: Eukaryota; Metazoa; Arthropoda; Insecta; Diptera; Culicidae
Product: cytochrome P450 4d2-like
Exons: 2
Coding region: 1-1509 (502 amino acids)
Molecular function (GO): heme binding; oxidoreductase activity, acting on paired donors, with incorporation or reduction of molecular oxygen; iron ion binding
Source: RefSeq, a predicted model, not a curated record
AUGAUGAUGAUAAACUUGUUUUUCUUCUUUUGUAUCACUACAGCUAUUGUUAUAGUGCUAAAAAUUACUAGAAAACAUCGUGAUGUGAAAACCCUUCUGAAAAAGCUACCAAAUUUCCGUGCCGUGCCUUCGUUGCCUCUGCUUGGAAGUGCAUUUCUGUUUCGCGACUCUACGCCUGAUGGGAUCCUGCGUACCCUGACCAAGUUUCACCGUCAGUAUGGCAAAAAUUUACUACUCCAGGAACUUGGCAACGAAUUUAAGCUGCUCACGACCGAUCCACGUGUGAUAGAACAAGUCAUGCAGACACGGAAUGUCAAGAAAACUAGCUUCUAUAAAUUUCUGACACCGUGGCUAGGGCACAGCAGCGUUAUACUGGACGGAUCGCGUUGGAGUACCCGCAGAAAGAUCAUUAACCCAGCGUUCCAUUACAAAAUGUUGAACGAUUUCAUUCUCACCAUGGUUGCUCAGACGGACACGUUGGUAGAGAAACUGCGCAGCCAUGUUGGAGGGCCAGAAUUUGAUGUCCACUUUCCAUUGAGGUAUUGCACGAUGGACGUUAUUAGCGAAACUGCAAUGGGAAUUCAGCUCCAAUGCCAGUCGAAUCCGAAAGUUCAGUUUGUUGAAGCUUCAGAGGCAAUGAUAGACAUCGUUCAUAAAAGAAUCUUUAAUCCGUUUGUAAGUAACAACUUUAUCUACUCCUUGACAAAAGCGGGUAAGCGUCAGAAGGAAAUAGUGAAAGUGCUUAACAACUUCAUGGAUACAGUAAUCCAGGAGCGAAAGCAAAAUGAUAAUGCCGCUCUAGAGUCGAUUGAAGGGAAUCGUUCUAUGAAGAUGACGUUCCUAGAUCUUCUACUUCAGACACGCUACGAUGGUGAACCUUUGCCGGAUGAGGAUAUUCGCGGUGAAGUGAAUACUUUCAUGUUCGCCGGUCACGAGACGAUCACGUCUUGCGUCAGUUUCGCCUUGUAUUAUCUGUCACGUAACCCGACCAUCCAGCAGAAGCUCUACGAUGAAAUAGUGUCCGUUUAUGGAGCUGACGGGAAUGUCCGAUCGGCCACCAUUACGCAUGCGUCUCUGCAGCAGCUCAAGUACAUGGAAAUGGUGAUUAAAGAAACGCUUCGGAUGAAUCCUUCGAUUCCGUUAAUAGGAAGAACUUCAGCAGGCGAUAUGAUUGUUGAUGGUGUGGCUAUUCCGGCCGGAACGGAGGUUAUGAUAAACAUUUACAUCAUGCACAAUGACCCCGAUCAGUAUCCGGAACCCGAUCGUUUCCUGCCAGAACGUUUUGAGAAUGAGGAUGGAAAGACCACCUUCAGUUACCUGCCGUUUAGUGCCGGAAUAAGAAGCUGCAUUGGACAGCGCUAUGCCAUGUUGGAGAUGAAAACGAUCUUGGUGAAGCUGCUGGCAAACUAUCGUCUGAUGCCGUGCAAGCAAGAAAAUGAACUGCAACUUAAGGCCGAUUUAACUUUGAAACCACUGCGAGGAGCUUUCAUUAAAAUACUAGAGAGAUAA